CCUUCCUGCAACCUAACAGGUUAACAGCACAGAGUGAGGGUUCUUCACAAAGGAGCGAGGGAGCUUGAAGAGCUUAGAGAUUGAGUGAUUAUUUGCGAAGAUGAAAGCAAUCUAUGUCUUUGUACUAUCAGCUCUACUGAUAUCCUCAUGGGUACCCACUUCUUACUCUGCUAAGAAACCAGUUUCUAUCGCCAGGAAGGAAGAUAUACCACAUAUCAAAUGCCAGGUCUGUGAAAAGAUCGCUACUCAGCUAUACAAGCAAGUGAAGGAGAAAGAAGCUCAGAUUUCUCCCAAAAAGGUGUCGGAGUUACAGAUCAUCGAAAUAUCUGAAAAUGUUUGCAAUUUGAAGAAACACGAAGCAGAUUGGAUUCUGAAAAUCGAUAUAGUAGAGAGCGGGGACAAAUUGGAGCUUGUCGAACAAGAUGACGAAGGGCAUUGCAAUUCAGAAUGUAAGACGAUAGAGCGGGCUUGUCAGGAGGUCAUGGGUUAUUCUGACACUGAUGUUGCUGAAUAUCUGUUCAAAGCCAAGCCUCAGAUUGAUUCACUAGUAAAUUAUCUUUGUCAUGAUCUUACUAAAGCAUGCUCUGUCAAGCCACCUCCACUUCCCAAGGAUAGGAUUCCAGGAGAACCUUUUGUUCCUAAGUCAUCAAAAGAGGCUGAAAUGGAAAAGAUUUUGAAAUCCAUGGAGGGUAUGCCUGGAGCACCUGGCAUGAAAAUGUAUUCAAAGGAGGAUUUGCUGAAUACGCGGAAUUUCGGGGAUGAGGAAGACGAUGAAGAUGACACAGACGAUGAGGAGAAUUUUCCUUCUAAACUGGGUAAAGUCCUGAGAGAGAAAGAAACCAAAAAGGAAGGCUGGAAAGAGAAGAUAACCAAGGGAAUUUCAGACACGGGAGCAGCAUUAAGGAGACAUGCAGACAAGGUCUCACUCCGGGUACGGAAAUGGUGGAAAGGAAAGAAAAUGCAAAAAUCGAAGAAAUCUCCAAAUGCCAAGCCUGAACUUUAGAACUGUGCAGCUCAAUUAAUUCGGGUAUAGUGACGAAGGUUCACAGAUCAUGAUUUUGUAGUCGUUCCCGUUUCUUCUGUUAAAGUUGAGUGGUUGUAGCUGUUGAAACGAAAUAGAGUAUAGAAGGUAGCCACUGAGGGGGAGUUGGAGUGGAGUCCAAUUUGCCCGAGUCUGUAAACUCUUGGUGUUGAGGGUAACAGUGAUCUUCAAUUUUGGAAAAUUUUAUCAACCUCUUCCAUCUGACUAUUUUGAAAUCAUGUAUUUUAAUUUACUUUUGACUACCACAAUCAUGAAAACUGGAACAAGAGAUUGUUUUAAAUGAAAACUGCUGUCAUCUUGUCUCUUUCUUCA
This is a messenger RNA of Macadamia integrifolia, 1354 nucleotides long. RefSeq lists its product as uncharacterized. Bases 101 to 1003 code for a protein of 300 amino acids. The transcript has 7 exons. The record is from RefSeq and is a predicted model, not a curated record. NCBI's taxonomy places the organism in Eukaryota, Viridiplantae, Streptophyta, Magnoliopsida, Proteales, Proteaceae.